AUGUCUACAAAAAAAAUAGCUCAGCUUUCUAAAAUUGUUUUUUUACCUACUGACACUUAUUCAUGCACAAAAUUAAAAUUAGUAAAGUUGCAUAAACUUAUAAGAUCAUCAGAAGACCAGGAAAUUAUUAAUGGUACAUUUAAUAAAAUACUAGAUGUUUUUAUACAUAAAAAUAAAUAUAUCAAGUCAUUGUGUAUAAAAAUAUUUAAAGAUAUUUAUUAUAAAAUAAAAGUAAUUGAUAAUAUUAAAAUUAUUAGAAUGUUUUAUCAAAAUGAUCCAGAAAUCAACUUAUUAAUUCUUAAAUUUAUUAAAAUAUUUUAUAGAUUUUUUAUAGAAGAUGAGAUAGUGCUUUACUACAUUAAGAAAACAAAUAUUAAAUACAGUGAAGAAAUAAUUAAUUUAUUUGAAAGUAGUGACAUAAAAGGUAAAUGUACAAAGCUCGAUGGAUUAGAGCUUGGUAUGAAAUAUUUAUAUCAAGGUAAAACAGAAAAAUGUUUAAAUAUUUUUAAUAAAAUUAUUAAUUGUGAUAUAGAUUUUAGAUUUAAAGUAAUUAUUAAAUAUUUUAUUAAUAAACUUACAUUGGAAAAAAACAAGAGAUUUGUAUUUGAUUUAAAAGAUUAUGAAAUUGAUGAAUCUUUAAUUUGUAAAGUUAAUGGAUACACGGAAAGUAAAUUAUUUAAAAAAUUGAAAAAAUGUUAUAAUCAUUAUAAGCAUAUUAAAAAAUAA
Molecule: messenger RNA, 726 nt
Organism: Vairimorpha ceranae
Lineage: Eukaryota; Fungi; Microsporidia; Nosematidae
Exons: 1
Coding region: 1-726 (241 amino acids)
Source: RefSeq, a predicted model, not a curated record